Molecule: messenger RNA, 3207 nt
Organism: Monascus purpureus
Lineage: Eukaryota; Fungi; Ascomycota; Eurotiomycetes; Eurotiales; Aspergillaceae
Source: the annotation of a GenBank genome assembly
AUGUCAGAUACUAUUUCUGAUGCGGAAAAGAUCCGCUUAAAGCGCCUCGCGAAGCUUGGAGAUUCAGCCUCAUCCUCACCCUCAUCUUCACAUGCCCAAGGACCAGCUGGAGCUCAGUCUACUGUGACACCUUCAUCAGAGCAUACAGCUGCUCCUAGCCCCUCUCAGCCACAGACUCCCGUCUCCAGUUCCCUGAACCACUCCCUUGCAUCGUCUCCGCGUCCAGAGCCGCAGAAGUUAGAAGGAAAGAGGAUCAAGAUCGCACCCGCAUCGGAUUUACAGCGACCGCAAUCUGCUACCCCUCCACUGCCCAGACCGGAGGAAAGCCUUGAGGCGUUCGAAAGUCGUACGCUGAGUGCCAUUUUCAAGCUCACGUUGAACGAGGAUCGGCAACGCGAUGUCCACGGGAGCAAGCUGAUAUAUCUACCUGGUCUUCGGAGCGAGCUUGAGGAACAGGGGCGGGAUUUGCGCAUCGAAACUACUAUCUUGGACCAGGCUCUUGUCGAAGCGGCGUCAAGUUCGGGUCAGAAACCUUUGGAUUACUUGUUGCCCUGUUGGAAGAGGAUUUCAAGGCUGUAUAAGGGUUUCCGUCGGGCACGCGAGGAUGAUCCUAAGUUCGGCGUUAUCUCUGAGGCGAGGCGCCUCUGUAUGAGUUAUUGCAUCUUUGCUUUUACUAUGCCUGAGAUGUUUGGAUACGAUUCGCCAGAGCCAUCACCACUCAAGUCGUACCUUCUUCUAGAUGCAGAUGAUGAUAAAGGUGUUGACUUUGAAUUCCUCGGCGAAGCUGUCCGCAGGUUCGAUGAGGAUGAGAGUAUUAAGCCCGCCUUCAUCACAGCGGUGGAAGCAAUGAGCAAAGAACUAGCCGAAUUUAAUGUCAAUGAUGACUACAGACCCUACGUAAUGGCCUUGCGAAAUCUCGUCCGGCAUGCACCUAUUGCUGCAGCGAUCACAGAGUCCUCUAUAUUCAACGAUACUCGAGAUCCAGAAAGAUUUGAGAAAGAAACGCUUCUAGGACCAUGGUUUGCCCUGUCUCCGCUCCAAGGCAAAGUAACCAUGACCUAUUUCUCAAAUCCAAAGACAAGGGACCAGGCAUAUAUUCUCAAUGCUCAGAGGUCUCUUCGAAUGAUGCAACAGAUGAUCAGUACGGAACUUCUUGACAUUAUCAAUUAUAUGAUUCGAGCUUCAAAGGACGCGCGAGAUCGCAUUUUGGACUGGUUUGCUACGGCUUUGAAUAUUAACCACAAACGACGGGCCAUGCAGGUGGACUCCAACACCGUCUCCUCUGAUGGCUUUAUGUUUAAUCUCACUACGUGCCUGGACCAGCUUUGCGAACCGUUCAUGGAUGCUUCUUUUACAAAGAUUGAUAGAAUUGACCCAAAUUACCUCCAUCGGAAUCCCCGUGUAGAUAUGAAGGAUGAGACGAAGCUUAAUGCGGACCAGCAUGCAUCGGAUGAGUUCUAUUCCAAGAAAGUGGAAGGAACGUCUAACUUCAUUUCUGAGAUCUUCUUUUUGACUGUUGCUGCUCAUCACUACGGGAGUGAGUCUUUGACUUCAAAACUGGAACAGCUCGAAAAGGAUCUUCGCCACAUGGAAUCUACCAUUGCCAAAUUCGAGUCGGACAGGUCUAGAUGGACCAACAACCCUGUCCAGUUGCGGGUAUUUGAGCAGGCACUGCAGAAGUACAAGGACAAGCUCGACCUUGGCCUGUCUUUGAAAUACUGCCUGCAGGGUCUCUUAUUCGAUGACGUAUGGCAAGCACGGUCUAUGCUUUUUAUGAGAUAUGUCACCGUGUGGUUAUUGAGGCUUGCCUCGGGUGUGACUUUUCCAAAGGAACCGAUCAAGCUUCCCCUACCGGAAGAGCCGCCGGAGGUUUUUAAAUGUCUUCCUGAAUACUUCCUGGAUGACAUUGUCAGUAAUUUCAAAUUCAUCAUGUGGUGUAUGCCUCAGAUUAUCACAGCCACUCAAGGUGACGAGCUUGUCAUGCUUUGCAUAACGUUCUUGGAGAGCUCGCAGUAUAUCAAAAACCCCUACCUGAAGGCGGGUUUGGUAUCGAUCAUGUUCCGGGGGACGUGGCCUCGUCCUGGAGGUGUGCAAGGCGUCUUGGCGGACCUCCUGAACUCCCUGCCAUUUGCCAACGACUAUCUCUUGCACGCACUCAUGAAGUUCUAUAUUGAAGCGGAGCACACAGGCACGCAUACACAGUUCUUUGAUAAAUUUAAUAUCCGAUAUGAGAUAUUCCAGAUCAUCAAAUGUAUCUGGCCUAAUCUUCUUUAUCGAACGAAGCUCUCCAAUCAGGCAAACCAGAAUUUGGACUUCUUUGUCCGAUACGUCAACCUUCUUCUGAACGACGUGACGUUCGUGCUUGACGAAUCGUUCGGUGCGUUUAUCACCAUCCACAAUACCCAAGUCGAACUCAGCAGGGAAGGCAGCACAAUGGAACCAACGGUACGUCAGCAAAAGGAGGAGCAACUUGCGGCAUCUCAACGCAUGGCCAAAUCAUACAUGCAGUUGACCAAUGAGACUGUCGUCAUGCUCAAGCUCUUCACGGAUGCACUGGCGGACUCGUUCACAAUGCCCGAAGUUGUACAGCGACUGGCGGACAUGCUGGAUUACAACUUGGAUACCAUGGUGGGACCGAAGAGCAGUAACCUGAAAGUUGCCAAUCUCCAGGAAUACGGAUUCAACCCGCGAUCCCUGCUGAGUGAUAUUGUUGAUGUCUACCUGAAUCUCAUGAAUAAGGAAAGCUUUAUCUAUGCUAUCGCUCGAGAUGGCCGGUCGUACAAGCCAGCGAAUUUCGAGAAGGCGGCAGAAAUCCUGAAUAAGUGGCGUCUGAAAUCGGCGGAUGAUAUGAAGAAGUGGGAACUGCUGCAGAAGAAGGUCAAAGUAGCGAAGGAGGCAGAUGAACAGGCAGAAGAGGACCUUGGCGAGAUUCCGGAUGAGUUCCUGGAUCCUUUGAUGUACACAUUAAUGGAAGACCCGGUCAUCCUUCCUGCGUCGAGAAUAUCGAUUGAUCGUUCAACAAUCCGCUCGCACCUUCUCAGUGAUCCGCAUGACCCAUUCAACCGAAUGCCUCUGAAAAUGGAAGAUGUGAAGCCAGAUACCGAACUCAAGGCCAAGAUUGAGCAAUUCAAGGCGAGUAGGAUUGCAGAAAAAAGACAGAACUUGGUGCACACGGCGCCUGAAAGUAUGGACAUGUCUACUGGGUGA